AUGGAUAUUGAUGAAGCGAUGACUCCCGAAGGCUCGCCUUCUCGUAAUGAUGAAUUUCAGAGAAAGCGUUCACGGUCUUCCUCCAAGGCAGCAGCUAAGUCUAAGAGAGGCAAAAAGCGAUCAAAAAAGAAACGCAAAGAUUCUUCCAGCUCCUCCUCCUCCAACAGUGAGUCACCCCGUAGUUCACGGUGUGCAAGUAAGAGACGAUCCAAGGAAAAAGGUAGUUGGUCUACUGAACAGGUACUGGAUAUAUUUAAUACCCUUCAAGGGCAUAAGUGCAAGAUAAGUAAUUUAAAUAAUAAUCUUCUCAACAAUGUAAUACCAGAAUUUGAUCCGUCAAGUAAAACUCAGAAUAUCGACUGUUGGGUUAGGAAAGUAAAUGAAUGUGCUUUAAUCUAUGAAUGGGACGAGAAGCAGACCAUACAUUUUGCUCUGCAGAAACUGUCUGGCUUGCCAAAGAAGUGGUUCGAAGCCCUUCCUAGCGUUGUUUUCAAUUGGUCAGAGUGGCAGGACAAACUUACAAGAGCUUUCCCAAAUGAGCAAAAUUAUGGUCGGCUUCUCGAAGAAAUGUUAUCUCGCAGUACUCGUAGUAACGAAAGUUUACGUGAGUACUUCUACGAUAAGUUAACGUUGUUGAACAGAUGUGAAAUAAGAGGCAAAAAGGACGUCGAUUGUAUUAUCCACGGAAUACUAGAUACAUCUAUUAGAAGCAGUGCACAGGCACUGACUUGUCGCGAACCGGAAGACUUGUUGAAUUUUCUAAGCUCCCAACGUCCUAUGUUAGAAAAUAAAACAUUCAAUAGGAAACGUAGCGAUAAUACGAUAGUUCGAACGGGUAACACUGCAUCAUCCUCAGGCGAAAGUUUGUUAACUUGUUUCAAUUGCCGCUCAAAGGGACACCCUUACCUUCGAUGCCCUAAACCUCUUACGAAAUGUGUAAAAUGCCAUCAGGUAGGCCACAACAGCGAUAAUUGUAAACUAGAGCCGUUGAUUUUGCGAAAUGAGCCUAAACAAAUUUUUAACUAUAUCUACCCUCAGUAA
This is a messenger RNA of Pieris rapae (cabbage white), 1041 nucleotides long. RefSeq lists its product as uncharacterized. Gene Ontology annotation, molecular function: zinc ion binding; nucleic acid binding. The record is from RefSeq and is a predicted model, not a curated record. Lineage: Eukaryota; Metazoa; Arthropoda; Insecta; Lepidoptera; Pieridae. Bases 1 to 1041 code for a protein of 346 amino acids. The transcript has a single exon.